This is a messenger RNA of Aureobasidium pullulans EXF-150, 477 nucleotides long. RefSeq lists its product as uncharacterized. Lineage: Eukaryota; Fungi; Ascomycota; Dothideomycetes; Dothideales; Saccotheciaceae. Bases 1 to 477 code for a protein of 158 amino acids. The transcript is spliced from 3 exons. The record is from RefSeq and is a predicted model, not a curated record.
AUGGAUCCAAACCCCGACACCCCCAACACAACCCCAACCCCAGGUCUCUUCCGCUACGUCCUCGGCUUCCUCCUCGUAGGCGCAGCAUGGGGCCUCACAACCCCCUUUAUGCGCCGCGCCGCCGUCGCUUCCUCAUCUACCGCAAAACCUGACUCUCGCGCUUGGAUCGAUCAUCCCAAUACGCCCUGGCUGAAAGCAAAGGUUUGGGGUGUGUUGUAUGGUGUGUGGGAUGUGCUGAGGAAUCCGGCGUAUGCUGUACCGUUGGUCAUCAAUCUGACGGGGAGUGUGUGGUUUUUUUUGUUGAUUGGGCAGGCUGAACUCAGUCUCACGGUGCCGAUUACGAAUUCGCUUGCUUUCUUAUUCACGGUGCUGGGAGAGUGGUGGGCGGAGAAGAAGGUCAUUACGAAAGAUACGUGGGUUGGUAUGGCUCUCGUCCUGGGAGGUAUCGGCCUUUGCGUGCAUUCCAAGAACACUUGA